Molecule: messenger RNA, 2823 nt
Organism: Dovyalis caffra
Lineage: Eukaryota; Viridiplantae; Streptophyta; Magnoliopsida; Malpighiales; Salicaceae
Source: the annotation of a GenBank genome assembly
AUGGCGGAUUCGGAAACAUCACAUAAUACAGCAGCUUUCUGGAUUCAAGCUGAUGCUUUGCUUAGAAAGAACUUAACCUAUCAGAAACGAAACAUUAGUGCGAACUGCAGGCUAAUUUCGUUCCCAUUUGUGCUCUGUAUACUCCUUAUUAUCACUCAAAAAUUGGUUGACAAUCAAAUAAGCAAAGCUAGUAAUCAGUGUGGCUGUCAGUGUAUUGAUACAAAUGGAGAUGGAACAUGUGAGAAAGUGUGUGGUGUACAGUUCUCAGAUUUGGAUCAAUCGCCUAGUUGUCCUGUUCCUAGCCCCCCCAAGUGGCCUCCCUUGUUACAGGUUCCAGGUCCUCAAUAUCGUGCCGUCAGAAGUGCUUCGGAUUCUUUCACAGAUUUGCCCGACCAGUCUUGCAGACAAACUGGCAACUGUCCUGUUACUAUUUUUAUCACUGGAUCAAAUCAGACGCUUGGACAAAGUUUGGCUAGCAGUAUGUUCACAAUUGCUCCCCCUCUUAAUUCCACCAACAGCGUGCUGGGUGCAGAUUCAGAAACUAAACAGGAUAAUUUUCUUGAUCCUGCUUUCAUCGAGCUUUCUCUCUACAACAUUCAAAGUCAGUGCUCAACGAAUUCUUCAUUCAAUGUUUCUGUUCCUCUUCCUCUUACUCAGCAAUCAUUCAACUUCCAAAAAGAGGCAAUGUGUGUUCCUAGUCUAAAUUUGUGGCGCAAUAGUUCUUCAGAGAUAAACGACCAGAUAUACAGGGGAUAUGAAAAAGGCAACGCACAGAGGAUGUAUAACGAGAUACUUGGAGCCUAUGAUUUCUUAAACUCCGAUGCGAAUAAUUUUAAUGUGAACGUUUGGUACAAUGCCACUUAUAAGGAUUCUGCAGAUGGGCAAACCUACUUGGUGCGAUUGCCGCGAGCAGUAAAUCUGGUAUCAAAUGCCUUUCUUCAGUUUCGAGGAAGAAUGGUAUUAGAUUUUGUCGCAGAAAUGCCUAAACAUGCAACAAAGCUCAAGCUGGACAUCGCAUCUCUUCUUGGCACUCUCUUCUUUACAUGGGUUGUCAUCCAGCUGUUUCCUGUGGUCUUGACAGCGCUGGUUUAUGAGAAACAACAAAAGUUACGGAUCAUGAUGAAAAUGCAUGGGCUUGGAGAUGGGCCUUAUUGGAUGAUUUCUUAUAUGUAUUUUCUGGCUAUAUCUUCACUAUACAUGUUCGUUUUUGUGAUCUUUGGCUCAAUAGUAGGUUUGAAGUUCUUCACACUGAACGACUACCUCAUCCAAUUUGUGUUUUAUUUUCUCUACAUAAACCUGCAAAUUUCCUUGGCGUUUCUGGUCUCUGCAUUCUUUUCGAACAUCAAGACUGCUACAGUUGUAGGCUAUAUAUGUGUCUUUGGAACUGGGCUUCUAGGUGGCUUUCUUUUCCAGCCCUUCGUUACAGACCCUUCAUUCCCAAAGGGAUGGAUCAUUUUGAUGGAGUUAUAUCCUGGUUUUGCUCUAUAUCGUGGCUUGUAUGAGUUUGCAGAGUAUUCUUUUAGCGGCAACUCUAUGGGUACUGAUGGCAUGAAGUGGGGAAAUUUGAGUGAUAGUGAAAAUGGGAUGAGCGACGUGAUGAUUAUCAUGCUUCUUGAAUGGUUGGCGGUGCUAGCUAUAGCAUAUUAUGUGGAUCAAAUUUUUGCAUCUGGAAGUGGAAAAAAUCCUAAAUAUUUAUUGCAAAAAUUUCGGAAGAAGCGCCCAUCAUCUUUCCGGAAGCCUAGUUUGCGCAGGCAGGAAUCUAAAGUUUUUGUUGAUAUGGAUAAACCUGAUGUUAUUCAGGAGAGGGAGAAGGUUGAGCAAUUACUGCUGGAACCAACUACCAGUCAUGCCAUCGUCUGUGACAGCCUGAGAAAGGUGUAUCCAGGAAGGGACGGAAAUCCAGAAAAAGUGGCAGUGAAAGGAUUAUCUCUUGGCAUACCUCGAGGGGAGUGCUUUGGCAUGCUAGGUCCAAAUGGUGCGGGGAAAACCUCUUUCAUUAGUAUGAUGAUUGGGCUCACAACCCCAUCCUCGGGGACAGCAUAUGUUGAGGGAUUAGACAUACGGACUCAAAUGGAUUGGGUUUAUACCAGCAUGGGCGUGUGCCCGCAGCAUGACCUGCUAUGGGAAACUCUGACGGGAAGAGAACACUUAUUAUUUUAUGGCAGACUUAAGAACCUAAAAGGCGCUGCUUUGAAAAAAGCCGUGGAAGAUUCUCUUAGGAGCGUCAACCUAUUUAACGGAGGUGUUGCUGACAAACAAGCUGGGAAAUACAGUGGAGGUAUGAAGAGAAGGCUUAGUGUUGCCAUAUCACUGAUUGGAGAUCCCAAAGUUGUUUAUAUGGAUGAGCCCAGUACUGGAUUAGAUCCAGCUUCGAGAAGCAAUUUAUGGAACGUUGUGAAGCGUGCGAAGCAAGACCGAGCAAUUAUUCUGACCACUCAUUCAAUGGAAGAGGCAGAGUACCUGUGUGACAGAUUAGGAAUUUUUGUUAGUGGAGGCUUGCAGUGCGUAGGAAACCCAAAAGAGCUGAAGGCUAGAUAUGGUGGAUCUUAUGUGUUCACAAUGACGACAUCCAUAAAUGAUGAGCACGAGGUGGAGCACAUGGCUCGGCGUCUCUCCCCCAAUUCUGAAAGAACAUACCAUAUGGCUGGAACCCAGAAGUUUGAGAUGCCGAAAAAUGAGGUCAGCAUGGCAGAUGUAUUCCACGCAGUUGAGGUUGCAAAAAGCAGGUUCCCAGUUUAUGCUUGGGGUCUCUCUGAUACCACCUUAGAAGAUGUCUUCAUCAAGGUCGCUAACUCAGCCCAGCAAUUCCACACCCUUACGUGA